AUGGUUAUAUUUGUGUCGGCCGAGCUGCCGGUAGCGUUGACCGAGCUUAUCGAUCCAGAAAUCUACGACUUGGAAACACUGCCGGCGAUAACGAAGGAUGCCACCUGUGUGGAUUGGGCAGCGUGGAUACCUCCGCGAUCGCGACCGGCCGUGGUGAUGCAGGUGGUGAGCGAGGGCUAUAUUGAUAUCGAGCGGAACUUCAUCCGACUGAUGGAGAGGAACUCGGGCUUCACACGCCGCAACAUCUACCUCAUGUGCAUGGACGAUGCAUCCAAGAACUUUUUCGACACGAAAAUGGGGAUUCGCUGCGUACCUAUGAGCGCAUUGGACCUGCCCACGCAUGAACACAUCUGGCAACUCAGGGUAAGGGUAGUUUCAUGCCUCCUAGAGAUCGGGAACGUGGACGUGAUCAUGAGCGACGCGGAUGCCCUCUGGCUCGCCGACCCGGCAAAAGACCUGUUCAGCAGAGGCGACGGUGGCAGGGGAGACAUCGUAGCCUCGCGCGGCAGCUGGCCGAACGACCAGUGGAAGGAGUGGGGCUCGACCCUCUGCAUGGGGUUCAUCCUGUUCCGCGCGCGGAACGUUGCGGGGAUGAAGAGGUUCCUCGACGUCAUGGCGGACCUCGUGGUGCAGAACAAGGACGACCAGAUUUCGGUCAAUCGAGCCGCGAAACAGCUGGGAAUCGUGUGGGAUAAGAACAGCGACAUGAGAUACGAGGAGAGCACGGGCUACGGCAGGGGGAUCAUCGCCGGCCUCGGCACCAGCAACAACAGCACCAGCGGCGGUGGUGGCGAUCUUUUCAUUGGGCAAACAGGCCACGGCGUUGUCGUCGGCAGAGGGACAAGGGAAGUAGAGGCACCAUUCAGGGUGACCUUGCUCCCCCACAGCGCGUACACGAGGCUCUGCGGUAGAAGGACGCUCUCGAACCAGACGACGGUGGUAGCUCACUGCUACUUCCCCCAAAAGGAGGCGGGCGUGAAGACUUCCUGGAUGAAGAAGGCCAAUCUGUGGUCGGUGCAGGACGAUCCCUGA
Molecule: messenger RNA, 1032 nt
Organism: Ectocarpus siliculosus
Lineage: Eukaryota; Phaeophyceae; Ectocarpales; Ectocarpaceae
Source: the annotation of a GenBank genome assembly